AUUGCGGUCACUGACUCACGCUCCCUAUUUCGUCUCUAUUUGUUUUUAUUUUUCAGUGUUUUCUAUUGUUAUUCAAGUGUACAGUGUUUUUAGUGAUAAAUAAUUAAAUUAUGGACAUAUUUUUACAGUGAUUUUUAAUAGUUUUGAAGUAGGAAGUGAAACACCUGUGUUUGUGUGUUUGUUUCUUCACAUCAUUGUUUUUUGAGCAUAAGGAGUUAUUAUGGCCGAGAAGAAAAUCCAAGAAAACCCUAUACCAGAGGAACAGGCAGAGCAACCAUCAAACCUAAGCAUGCCAGAGAAGCCAUUGGAUAAAACAGCAGCACAAGUAGAUAAAACAGCAGCACAACCGGAUAAAGCAGCACCGCUGCCUGUUCCGGUCACACCAACCCCACAGAUCUCAGUGCCGUCAUUUACGAAGACCCCCCCAAAUGAUCUCUACAGAAGAUUAUUGCCCGCAGUGUUGUUUCUGCUCACAUUUGUCACUGUGAUGACCAUGCUGCUGAUCUAUAUGGAUACUGUUGCCCUAGGUGCCCAGCAGUUCCGCCUGAACAUGUCCCGCGACUAUGAGCUGGCUCGCAUCGGGCAGGCCUCCGCCCCGCUGGUGGCGUACGUGCGGCAGCUGCACCUGGCGCCGCGCGGGCCGCACCGCUUGCCGUCCGCGCCCGCGCCCACCGAGAAGAAUGCUGUGCUCGAUCGGCUUUUAGGAGAAGUGUCAAACGGCACGUUCAUCGAGUACCUGCCCCGCGGCGCGCGCUCGCCCACGUCGGCGUACCUGGAGGCGGCCCGCGGCUGGGCGGGCGUCGUGGUGCGCGCCGCCGCGCGCGACUACCUGGCGCUGCGCGGCGCCGCGCGCCCGCUGCACGCCUGCCUCAGCCCCACCGACCACCCCAGGGAGGUGACGUACCAGGAGUCGGACAGCCACUCGUCGGCGUUCAGCUCGCGCGUGCUGUGCCUGCCGCUGUACACCGUGUUGCUGGCGGCGGACGCCACCGAGGCCGACUACGUGCUGCUGGGCGGCGACAGCGUGCUGCCGGCGCUGCGCCAUGUGCCCUUCCAACAGGUGCACUUGCAGGUAUUAGACAUCCGCAUGACAGACGCGGAGGUCCGGAACAAGACGACUGCAUUCUUGCAAUCUCACAAUUAUACUGUUGCCGCAACCUUCCCUGACGGCAUCAUGUAUCACCUCAACGAGUAGCAGUGAGGCUUUGAAAGAUAUCACUUGGUUGGAAGAGUAGGGAUUCAUAUUUUCGAUGUUAAAACAACAUUUAUGCCGAGCUUAGUAAAGUACCCAGGUGGUGAUUAUAGCAGACACCAACAUAAUUUUAAUUUACAUUACAUUACAGCUAAAGAACUCCUGGCGAUUUUAAUGAAAAUUGACAAUUUGUAUUAAUUCCAUGCAGAAACUUUGUAAAUACUAGACCGAUUUUCAUAAUUCAAUAAGUGAAUUUCCGGGUUUGCCGACUAUACCAAUUGGGUUAUUCAAAAGUACCUCUAUCGCAGGAUGAACUAAGUACCUACACCAGCUAGGUGAAGCUUUCUCUUAUUCCAACGUUAAUAAUCGUUGAUCCUCCUCAUUGUUAUUCGUCAGACGACAACUUGCAGCCAAUUUUGUUGCUAAUGCCCUAAAAACUAAGCAUUUUUUCAAGAUUUUUCAACAUCGGCUAUGUGAUAAUAAUCAAAAAGUUGAUUAGCUAUUGCGAAUUUGGCGUUUUGUCUUCUAUGGUAGAUCGGUCUAUACAGUGUUGUCAGGUAAAAAAUACAAUUCCUACUCUUAUAACCGAGUUGUCCAAUGAGUUAGUUAUGACAGAUUUUGAUCGCAGUGUCAAAAUGUGUUUGUCAAAGCUUUAGUUUUCAUAAUACAUCAACUUUUACAUUUUGAUGUGUGACAACGGAAAAAUCUGUCAAAAUUAAUUUAAAAAAAUAUUCCACUUUUUAAGUCAGAAUGUCGCGUCUGUCUACACUUUUUGUCUAUCCAGCACGAUUAUCGAUUCAAUGGUUUUGGCACGUCUUACCAACACAGUUAUUUGGCAUAAGUUAUCAUUUUACGAAGACACAUUAAAUAAGUGCUACUAAGAAAAAAAAUAAAGAAGUCUUUACAAUAUUUUUCUAUAAUAAAAAUAAAAUAAAUAAUAGAAUAACAUUGCUAUUCUCGCAACGAUUUUAUGCGUUUUCGUAAAAUGCAAUUUAAUGUAACAAAAAUAUAUUGGAAAAUUGAAAUCGAUAAAAUCAACUGUGAUGACUUGUAUGUCAAAGUUUAAGAUCUGUGGAGGUAAAUAGGCCACAUCGAAGCAAUACAUCUAAAGAGAGCUAUAUUGCAAGUUGACAUUUGCGCAUAUAAAAGCAAAUGCAGACAAAUAUCAAAUAGCAAUAUUGCUUUUUUAGGUGAACUGCUUCGAUGUGGCCUUUUUAACUCCCCUGUUCCUAUUCAGUCUAAUUGUAUAUGUAUGUAACACAUUAUAUGCGUGAAAAGUUUACAAAAAAAAAAACACGUAAAAUUAAGGGAAAAAAAAUAUAAGCAUCAAACUAUCUAAAUUAAUAAAAUAUUUUGUUAUUA
Messenger RNA from Pectinophora gossypiella (pink bollworm), 2554 nucleotides. It is a transcript of the gene S, whose product is annotated as protein Star. The record is from RefSeq and is a predicted model, not a curated record. NCBI's taxonomy places the organism in Eukaryota, Metazoa, Arthropoda, Insecta, Lepidoptera, Gelechiidae. The transcript is spliced from 6 exons. The coding region runs from base 221 to 1195 and encodes 324 amino acids.